AUGGGAGUGAGAGAAGUUGAAAAGAUAAUAUCAGACAAGACUCCACCUAUAACACUCAAAACCCAAACCUCAGCUUUAGACAUCAAGAAAGAACUCGAAGCUAUAAAGAAGGACCUUAAGGAAGAAGACUUCUUCGUAGAGUUCUGCUUGUGGAAAGUCUGCGAAGAAGAAAUAGAAAACUCACAAGCAAAAGGAAAAGAGAGGAGGAUGAAACAAGAAGAGGAGAACAGUAAGGAAGGAGAGAUUCCUAAGCCAAAGAACGAGCAAUUGCUUAAAGAGAAAGAUCUUAAAAUUAAAAAAUUGGAAGGUAUUAUAAAGACUAAAGAAGAUCAAAUAGCAACUGGAAGAAAGAGAAUGAAGUUAUUAGAUGACAAGUUUAAAACUAAAGCAGAAGAGCUAAACAAUAUGAAAUAAGAAUAAAUCUACCAAAAACAGUGAAGGCAAAAGCAAAAAGGCCCAGUCAGUUGUUAGCAAAUUAUGAAAAGAAAUUGAAGAGAGAAAGAAAGGCUGUAAAAGACUCAAAACUUUACUUGCCAAGUCUAAGAAAGAAUUUGAAGAAUCUGUUAAAGAAAAGCAUGAAGAAUUUAAGAAAACAGAGGAUAUGACCUCGUUAAAAGAAUCUAUGAUUGAGAAGAUCAAUUCUGGAAAGAUAUCUUUUGAUACAUCAUCAUUGAAAUUAAAAGAUAGGAGCAGUUCUAAUCCUAUCUCUACAAUAAAAGAAGAGAUAGUGAAUAUGCUUAGCUUUUCUAUCCCAAAGGAAUUUAACGUUCUUUAUAAAUGCAUAACCUCAGAGGAUUUCAAUAUAACUCCAAAGUCAUCUCUUACUCUUGAUCUUCAAAAAGAAUCUCAUAUGUCCUUUAUCUCCUCUAUAAACAGCCAGAUUCCUGACCUCUCCAGACUCGACCUUAGAUGAGUCCCUGAUGACUCAGAAGAAGUGAUAUCUUUCCUCCAAAAUUACUAUCCCAAAAAGCUAAAAAGACUUGACUUCAACAACAAUACUGAAACAAGAGAUCUGAGUCCAUACUUGCCAUCUCUGUUAAGAAUUGCUCCUCAGAUUACACAGACCCUCUUCCUCUAUAUGCUGGAGAUAAGUUCUUCCCAGUUGAAGGAACUGUUCUUGGCCUUUAGGGAUAAGCUUAAUUUUGGAUUCACUUGAUGUAGAUUAGACCUCCCGAAGGAGGUAUCGCUGAGCAAUGAGCUUGAAGGUACCAAUAUUCAGUACCUAGACCUGAGCUAUUGUGGCCAUGCCUCUUAUGGAGACUGGGCCUCCAACCCAAAUCAGUUGGAGAAUUUGAUCAAGUCACUUGGAUCUUCAGCUGAUUUAAAAUCAGCCUAGAGAAGAUCAGAGUGACACAGUGAGGUGUCACUAAGCAAGAGAUAAGGAUCCUUCUGGAUAGCGAAGGAUUUGGAAACGUACAACUUUGCUAAACAACCUUCCAAAUUAGACAAAUAACUUAAUU
Molecule: messenger RNA, 1460 nt
Organism: Moneuplotes crassus
Lineage: Eukaryota; Ciliophora; Spirotrichea; Euplotida; Euplotidae
Source: the annotation of a GenBank genome assembly